CCGAGCGGCGCUCGCUCUCCUGGGGCCGCCCCGUUCCUGCUGUGCCAGCGACAGCUGCGCCAGGAACGGGGGAAAUCCGCUUGGGAUUUCACAAGCGCACAGCUCGGGCAGCUGCUUCCGAAACUCCGCGCUCUUCACUAAGGCCGCGUUGAGCCACUGGAGCGGCUGAGGGUACUGGGCUUGUUCAGCUGGAGAAGAGACGGAGCUGAGAACUCAUGAGAGGUCUGCAGCUUCUUCCUGAGGGGUAGCGCUGAUCUCUGCUCUCUGUGACCAGUGGGCUGCCUGUGUGUGAGGCAAAAUGGCUUUCAGUAAAGGAUACCGUGUCUAUCACAAGCUGGAGCCACUUCCCUUCAGCGUGAUGGUGGAAAGCAGGAACAGAGAAGAAUGUCUGCUGUUUGAGUCCGGAGCUGUGGCUGUCCUCUCUUCUGCCGAAAAAGACACAAUCAAGAACACGUACUCCAAAGUCAUGGAUGCCUAUGGGCUCCUGGGUGUGUUGAGAUUAAACCUCGGAGACACACUGUUCCAUUAUGUGGUUCUGGUGACAGGCUGCAUGUCUGUGGGAAAGAUCCAGGACUCUGAAGUUUUCCGAGUUACCUCCACCGAGUUGGUGUCACUGCGAGCUGACCCGGCAGACGAGGAUCGUGUUUCCGAAGUGCGCAAAGUGUUGAACUCCGGCAACUUUUAUUUUGCGUGGUCUGCGACGGGCGCCAGCCUGGACCUGAGUCUCAGUGCUCACCGCAGCAUGCAGGAGCACAGCACUGACAACAGGUUCUUCUGGAACCAGUCACUGCACUUACAUCUGAAGCACUAUGGUGUGAACUGUGAUGACUGGCUGCUACGCCUCAUGUGUGGAGGAGUGGAGAUCAGGACAAUUUAUGCAGCUCACAAGCAGGCCAAGGCUUGUCUCAUUUCACGCCUAAGCUGUGAGCGGGCUGGCACGAGAUUCAACGUCCGGGGAACAAAUGACGAUGGGCACGUUGCCAAUUUUGUUGAAACAGAGCAGGUGAUAUAUUUGGAUGAGUCUGUGUCAUCUUUCAUUCAGAUUCGAGGAUCUGUUCCAUUAUUUUGGGAGCAGCCAGGACUGCAGGUGGGAUCCCAUCGUGUCAGGAUGUCAAGGGGUUUCGAGGCAAAUGCACCAGCUUUUGACAGGCAUUUCCAAACUCUGAAAAAUUUAUAUGGCAAGCAACUUAUUGUAAAUUUACUUGGGGCAAAAGAAGGAGAGCACAUGCUCAGCAAAGCUUUCCAGAGCCAUUUGAAAGCAUCUGAACAUUCAGCUGAUGUCAAAAUGGUGAACUUCGACUAUCAUCAGAUGGUUAAAGGUGGAAAGGCAGAAAAACUACACAGUGUGCUUAAACCUCAAGUCCAGAAAUUCUUGGAGUGUGGAUUUUUUUAUUUUGAUGGAAAGGAAGUGAAGAGGUCCCAGAAUGGCACUGUCAGGACCAACUGCCUGGACUGUCUGGAUAGGACAAACAGUGUGCAGGCCUUCCUUGGCUUGGAGAUGCUGACAAAACAGCUGGAGGUAUUAGGAUUAGCUGAGAAGCCUCAGUUAGUAACUCGCUUUCAGGAGGUUUUCCGAUCCAUGUGGUCUGUGAAUGGUGAUUCUGUCAGUAAAAUUUAUGCUGGAACUGGAGCCCUUGAAGGAAAAGCAAAGGCUGGAAAGCUGAAGGAUGGUGCUCGUUCUGUGACCAGAACCAUCCAAAAUAACUUUUUUGAUAGCUCCAAGCAGGAGGCCAUUGAUGUUUUGUUAUUGGGAAAUACCCUAAAUAGUGAUUUAGCAGAUAAAGCACGGGCUCUCUUAACCACCAGCAGUUUACGCGCAUCUGUGAAAGUACUGAAGAGCAUGUGUGAGAACUUCUAUAAGUAUGCAAAACCGAAAAAAAUCCGAGUCUGUGUUGGGACGUGGAAUGUCAAUGGGGGGAAGCAGUUUCGAAGUAUUGCCUUCAGAAAUCAAACCCUCACUGACUGGCUCCUGGAUGCACCAAAGUUAGCUGGGAUCCAUGAAUUCCAAGAUCGCAAAAACAAACCUGUGGACAUAUUUGCCAUUGGAUUUGAAGAAAUGGUGGAGUUAAAUGCAGGAAACAUCGUGAAUGCCAGCACCACAAAUCAGAAGCUCUGGGCUGCUGAGCUGCAGAAGACCAUCUCCAGAGAUUACAAGUACGUGCUGCUGGCUUCAGAGCAGCUGGUGGGUGUGUGCCUCUUCGUGUUCAUCAGGCCCCAGCACGCUCCCUUUAUCAGGGAUGUUGCUGUGGAUACUGUCAAGACUGGCAUGGGAGGAGCCACUGGGAACAAAGGUGCCGUGGCCAUUCGGAUGCUGUUCCAUACCUCCAGCCUUUGCUUUGUGUGCAGUCAUUUUGCUGCAGGGCAAUCCCAAGUCAAGGAGAGAAAUGAAGACUUUGUAGAAAUAUCUCGCAAGCUUGGCUUUCCCAUGGGAAGGAUGCUCUUUUCCCAUGACUAUAUUUUUUGGUGUGGGGACUUCAAUUAUCGAAUAGAUUUGCCCAAUGAAGAGGUGAAGGACCUACCACAACAACAGAACUGGGAUGCCCUCAUAGCAGGAGACCAGCUUAUCAAUCAAAAAAACUCUGGACAGAUUUUUAGGGGGUUUCUGGAGGGCAAGAUCAAUUUUGCCCCCACGUACAAAUACGAUCUGUUCUCUGAUGACUACGACACGAGCGAGAAGUGCCGCACGCCGGCGUGGACAGACCGCAUCCUCUGGAGGAGAAGGAAAUGGCCCUUUGACAGAUCAGCUGAAGACCUGGAUCUCCUGAAUGCAAGUUUUCACAGCGACACCAAUGUCCCUUACACGUGGAAUCCUGGCACUUUGUUGCACUAUGGAAGAGCAGAACUGAAAACAUCUGAUCACAGGCCCGUGGUUGCACUGAUUGACAUUGACAUAUUUGAAAUUGAAGCAGAAGAGAGACAAAAAGUGUAUAAGGAGGUGAUUGCAAUGCAAGGACCACCUGAUGGUACUGUGAUGGUCUCCAUCAGAAGUUCUUCAGCAGAAGAAAACUAUUUUGAUGAUAACUUGAUUGAUGAUCUUCUUCAAAAAUUUGCAAGCUAUGGUGAAGUUAUACUUAUAAGGUUUGUGGAAGACAAGAUGUGGGUAACAUUUUUGGAAGGAAGCUCUGCUCUGAAUGUUAUGAAUUUGGAUGGUAUCGAGCUACAAGGAAGGAUUAUAGACAUCAACCUGAAAAAUCCAGAUUGGAUCAGAAGUUUGGAAGAUGAAAUGAAUCUAGAGAAGAUUAAUAUUGGGCUGCCUUCAUCAACAAGCUCCACUUUGCUUUGUGAAGAUGCUGAGGUUACUGCAGACUAUGACAUGGAAGGAGACAUCGAUGACUACAGUGCCGAAGUAGAAGAAAUCCUUCCUCAGCACCUGCAGCCGUCGUCGGGCUCGGGGCUGGGCGCCUCCCCGGGCUCCUCGCCGCGCUCCAGCCCCUGCCAGUCGCCGACGCUGUCGGAGGGACCCGCGCUGCCAGUGAGACCCAGCCGAGCCCCAGCCAAGUCCCCUGGGCCUCCUGUGUCCACGCAAGCCGACGUGCAGAGUGGUGGGCAGCAGAAGGAGCCUCCCCAGAGCCUGGAGCCCAAGCGUCCCCCACCCCCUCGGCCCGUGGCUCCUCCUGCUCGUCCUGCUCCUCCCCAGCGGCCACCUCCACCCUCAGUUCGUAAUCAGCCUCCACACGCAGCGGGUACGACCAGACCGACUGUUCCUCCUCGAGCUGGAGUUAUCAGUGCCCCACAAAGCCAUGUCCGUCCCUCGGGGGCAAGACCAGCACCUGAAAGUCAGAGCAAGCCAGCUGAACCACCAAGGGGCUCACCAUUGCUUCCUGAGCCACUGAAGCCUCAGGCUGCUGGCCCUGCUCAGCCCAGCACUCCCGUGCUGAGGAUGCAGGAGCCCCUGAUCCCUGUGGCACCACAUCCAUCUCAGGCAAGUGCCCCACCAAGUCUGGAGCCCCCCCAGCCGCCACCUCGGAGCCGCUCAUCUCACAGUUUGCCUUCUGAUCCUGCUCCCUCCCAGCAGCAACUGAGUCCCAACGGGCCAUCCAGCACUAACCCUGAACCCCAGCUCAGCAGUGACCCUUUCGAAGCCCUGUCAUUUCAGCUGCUCGUGUCCAAGAUGCAGGUGUCUGUCCGAACACCACCCGCUCCAACCUUAAACCAGAAGGAGUUGACACAGUUGCCUUCAGCAAGGCAAAGAAAUGCUGAUAAUUCCAAUGCUGUCAAUUGCAUGCCAGCAAUGCCUCCUAUUCCAACCUUUCAUUCAUCCCGGGAACAUCAGCACAGCUCUCCAAAUCCAUUUCUUACCGGGCUGAACUGCUCAAAUCCAUUCACGGAAAGAACCCCCAGUGCUGGGAACCCAUUUAGGACGGAACCGCGGGAGUCGGGGGUAACCUCACAGGUACAGGUAGGACCUGCUGCUUCCCACCCCUUCCCUCCUCUGCCCGCCCCCAGCUGUAGCACAAGCAGGGCUGCAUUUCCUCUGGGUGCAGCUGAAAGCACGUUGUGCUUGCCAAGUCAGUCUCUCAAGGUGGAAAACGUGCAGCCCAGAGGGUGGGUGACGUUUGACGAGGACGAGGACUUGCACACGAAGCUGAAGCCGUCUGCGAGCGUUCCGGAUUUUAAACGGCUCGGCUCCGGGAAAUCAGCUGGGUGCCCAGCUUUGCUGGGAGCAGAACAAAAGACUUUCCUCGGCUCAGGUUUUAACUUUGAUGGUGACUGGAAUAAAAGUUCUGCUGAUUGCUUCUGUACAAUGCCAGCAAGAAAACCACCUGCACCCCCUGUGCCAUCCAGAGCAGCCAGCAACAGGUCCCCUGCAGAUCCUUUCCCCUGCCCGGCACCCAAGGUGUCACCAACUCCUGAUUUUACAGAAAGAUAGGUGGUCAGAGAUACAAAAGGUUGUAUUUGUUGCUACACUUAUCCAGUAGAAUAACUGGGCAUUUGAGAUUAUUCUGUGUGCAAUAAUUAAUUGUUAAAUGCACUGAAACUUAACUCUGCUCAUAAACAGCCACUACUGCUUGUGUAUAAAUUUUGAAUGUGUAUAUAUGGUAGAGCACAAAUAAUGGUCUGAAGUUUAUUAAAAAUCUCGAUGUAAUAGUAUUUGAGUAGACAAAAAGAGAAGAAGGGUGAGCUACUGUCUCACUGAAACCUGUCAAUCCUGGACACAGAUUUUGCUUAGGGAGCUCUUUCAUUUCUGUUCUCCUCUGUGGAAUUUGACAAGAAGAGGCUCCCUGCUGGCAGCCUCCCCCCUCCCUUUUGACUGUUUUGUUAGUUGAUAUUUACAAGUAUUUACCAAAGAGCUGCCAAAGUUUAUUGAGAUUUGAAUGUCGACCAGUAUUGUUUAGAAGCUGUUUAAUUUAUAACAGAGGCUAUGGAUAUUUGUAAGGCUUAUAUUUGAAUUUGAGGCACAACAAAAAUAGUUUACUUUCAACAUAGAAACAAAACUUUGCAUAUUAAUAUAUUCAAUUAAUCUCCCGUCAGUACAUUUCAGUUACUAAAUGCUAUUGUGACAUAGACUCACUAGCACUAACUCAGAAUAAUUGUUCCAUAUCAUCCGUUUAUUCAUUACUAUUUUAAUUGUACUUCUUUUUUUCCACAAAUGGGAAACAGCAAGCUUUCCCUCAACCUCUGGAAAAAAAGUCCCUUUGGCUUUGGAGGUGCAGAACUGUAUUUACCAGUUGCAGACUAUGUAGUCUGCCAGCCAGGGGCUGCAACACCACGCUCGGACUGUGUUUAGAGUAGUGAAGUAUCGCAGGGCAGCACGCUUCUUACAUCCUCACAUGCUCUGAUCCCUGAAAUAGUCAGUGUUCCUUCGGACAGCCCCUGGUUAGACACGAGCUGCAGCCGCCUCGAGGAGUGACAGUGAGUUUCCUACGGCGCUUCUUUCCCCUCGGCUCCUUCACGUUGUACUUUGGGAACAGCAGUGCUGCUGCUCGUGCUUCCGUGUGUGAGAUACCUUGUUCUACGCUCUUGCUGCAAACAUCUGUGUGGUUGAUGUUCUGGAGUGUUCUCACGAUAGCAAACCAAAUUCGGGGCGAACUUUUGCUAGUGGGAGUCACGUGAUAAAUAUGUUGUCGGAUAUUUAAUUGCAGUGAUUAAAGGCUAUCUGUCUGAACUGUA
This is a messenger RNA of Sturnus vulgaris (Common starling), 6111 nucleotides long. Lineage: Eukaryota; Metazoa; Chordata; Aves; Passeriformes; Sturnidae. The record is from RefSeq and is a predicted model, not a curated record.